Cyphomyrmex costatus is the source of this 2992-nucleotide messenger RNA. Its product is annotated as glycogen synthase kinase-3 beta. NCBI's taxonomy places the organism in Eukaryota, Metazoa, Arthropoda, Insecta, Hymenoptera, Formicidae. Gene Ontology annotation, molecular function: ATP binding; protein serine/threonine kinase activity. Gene Ontology annotation, cellular component: cytosol; cytoplasm; axon. Gene Ontology annotation, biological process: negative regulation of canonical Wnt signaling pathway; peptidyl-threonine phosphorylation; cell differentiation. The transcript is spliced from 8 exons. The record is from RefSeq and is a predicted model, not a curated record. The coding region runs from base 1625 to 2992 and encodes 455 amino acids.
AAAUCCAAUGGUCGGUGUGGUGUUGCCGUGCUGCUGCUCGACGACGACGAGGUAGAGAGGUCGUCGCUGAUCGCCGUGUAUAUCGUUCGACAUUACCGCCGCCGUGUGACCCGCGGACGCGCGAUUCCUUUUUUUUUUUUCCGCGUUCGAUAUUUACCAGCGCGUCCAUCGCGUCGUCGCGACAUACUGAGGAAGCUGCUGCGAGGAACUGCCCUGCGUCGGCCUGUCCGGUGCCCAGCACGACACCCAGCGAUAGUGAGAAAAGGAUAGAGGAAGUGAGAAAGAAAGAAAGAAAGAAAGAGGGUCAGUACCGAUCCGAUUGAACACGGGCGUUGAACGACGGCGAGGAACGGCGGCGACGGCGACGGCGACGACGACCCUCCUGUCCAGAAGAGCGCAGUAGUCGUUCUUCUCGCUCUGUAAUUUUCUACUACCCGACUCGCACCGCGCGCGGCGAAAUAUAGCAGUACGGAAAUCUGUCAGACAUUUAGUGACGAGGAGCAGAGUGGAGUGGAGUAACGCAAGAAUCGGAGCAAGUGACGAGACGAAGAAGAGGAUAGUGCGAGGGACAAAGAGAGGAAGAGAGAGAGAGAGAGAGAGAGCGUGCGCGCGAGCGAGAGGAGAAAGACAGAACGAGGCGCGACACACGAGUGAGUGAGAGACAGAGAGAGGGAAAACGUCGCGGAGUAGCGAGUGUGUGGAGCAAAGAUAGAUCAACGGCGGCGACGUUGAUCGUGGGGAAGUAAGGAUUCACGCCGCGCGUCGUCGGCGGAGCAUACCGCGCGGUGGCGCGCCGCAACGUAAUACGUCGGCGAUCAACAACGACGGAGAGAGCCGAGGCGCGGGAUCGCGAGGAAGCAGCCGCGUUUUAUAGGAACCGAGGAGUACAAGCCGUCCCGAAAACGUCGGUCUGCCGCCGCCACCACCACCACCACCACCACCACCACCGCCGCCGCCGCCGCCACGACGUUGGCACGCACCCCUCGACGUUCUCGCCAGCGGCGCUCCGCAGCGUCACUCCUCCCCCUCCCCCGCCGCCGUUCAUUGGCUGACGGUACCGCGCUUUGGAGCUGCUCGCCGCGCGGCCGCCGCUGCCGCAUCACCGUGACAGCAGCGCGAGAAGGAAGCUAGGCCGUCGUCGCCGAGAGAGUGCGCGUCAGUGUGUUGCCGAAAAAAAAAAGAAUAAAAAGAGGGUGGUGUCGCCUGUACGACGACGUCGUGUGUACGAAGGCGAACGUCGUUUAACAUUACGUGAAGCGGAAAACGGCGGAAAACGGUGAAAACGGUGUGAAAAGGUGAAGAUAAAAGGAGAGCGAGAGAGAGGAGAGAAAGUGCGCGCGUGAGCGCGCACUCUCGUGCGAUGUGAUAAUCGCGUGUGGUGCGACUGUUAUUGAUGUGCGAGGUGGUGUUGACGACGAGGGAAACGACAUCAACGGCGACUACCGGGGCUAACUUCAGACGGUGGCGGAGGAGGAGGAGGAGAAUCGCCGGAGAGGUACCGGCCAACCUAACCUAGUAGACGCAGCAGGAGUAGCGGGAGAGAAAGAGGUAGCGGGAACGCAACCUUUUCAAGCCACGGUGUAGGUGUGGAGGCGGAGGUGGAGGCGGUCGAGAAGGCUUCAGAAUGAGCGGACGACCGAGAACCACCUCCUUCGCCGAGGGUAACAAGCCGCCCGCGAAUCCGCCCCUCGGCGGUAUGAAGAUCAGCAGUGGUGCAAUGUACCCUGCAGGCAAGGAUGGCAGCAAGGUAACGACUGUAGUAGCGACUCCUGGUGCUGGUCCGGAUCGUCCUCAGGAGGUCGCGUACACCGAUACUAAGGUCAUAGGCAAUGGCAGCUUUGGUGUGGUAUACCAGGCGAAACUCUGCGAUUCGGGAGAGAUGGUUGCUAUCAAGAAGGUUCUCCAGGAUAAACGAUUUAAGAACAGGGAAUUACAAAUUAUGCGACGCCUCGAACAUUGCAACAUUGUGAAACUCAAAUAUUUCUUUUAUUCUAGUGGUGAUAAGAAGGACGAGGUUUAUCUUAAUCUAGUCCUGGAAUACAUACCCGAAACUGUGUACAAAGUCGCUCGACAUUAUAGCAAAAGCAAGCAGACGAUACCAAUCAGUUUCAUCAAGUUAUAUAUGUAUCAACUGUUUCGUUCAUUGGCGUACAUCCAUUCCCUGGGUAUUUGUCACAGGGAUAUCAAACCACAAAAUUUGCUGCUAGAUCCAGAUACUGGUGUUUUGAAGCUAUGCGAUUUUGGUUCUGCUAAACAUCUUGUGAAGGGCGAACCAAAUGUAUCCUAUAUCUGCAGUCGCUACUAUCGCGCACCUGAACUCAUUUUUGGUGCUAUUGACUACACCACAAAAAUUGAUGUUUGGAGUGCAGGUUGUGUGCUAGCAGAACUGCUGCUAGGUCAACCAAUAUUUCCCGGCGAUAGCGGUGUUGAUCAACUGGUAGAGAUUAUCAAAGUCCUCGGUACGCCUACGCGCGAUCAGAUACGUGAGAUGAACCCCAACUACACCGAAUUCAAAUUUCCACAAAUUAAAUCACAUCCCUGGCAAAAGGUGUUCAGGGCGCGCACGCCACCGGAAGCGAUGGACCUAGUGGCACGGCUACUGGAAUAUACACCGUCGUUGCGCAUGACACCGUUGCAAGCGUGUGCACAUUCAUUCUUCAAUGAAUUACGUGAACAAGGCACGCGGUUGCCAAGUGGCCGUGAAUUACCGCCGCUCUUCAACUUCACCGAGCAUGAGCUGCGAAUCCAGCCGAUCCUCAACAGCAUGCUGAUACCCAAGUAUAUGCAAUCGGCCGCCGCCACCACCGGUACGGAGGGGAAUCCCGGCGGGGGCGGCGGAGGUGGAGGUGGCGGCCAGUCGGACGCCACGGGCGCCGCUGCCAGUGCUAGCGGUAAUUCUAGUGAUAAUAGCGCCAACAAUCCCAACACCACCACUAACACCACCGCUACCAACACGCAAAACACUGACCCCAGCCAAUCGAACAUGGCUUGA